AGAAUUCACACAGCAGGGAAACCAUAUAGCUGCUCAUCCUGUGGCAAGAGCUUCUCACAGAAAGCAAGCCUCAUUCAACAUCAAAGAAUUCAUUCAGAAGAGAAGCCAUCUACUUGCUCAGAAUGUGGACAGUAUUUCAGAAACAAAUCUCAGCUCCUUGUGCACCACAGAAUCCACACAGGGGAGAAACCUUUUGAAUGCUCUGAGUGUGGAAAGAAAUUUGGUCGGAGUACCUCACUUCAGCAGCAUCAAAGAACCCACACGGGUGAGAAACCUUUUGAAUGCUCCGAGUGUGGAAAGAAAUUUGGUCAGAGUACCACACUUCAGCGGCAUCAAAGAACCCACACAGGUGAGAAACCUUUUGAAUGCUCCGAGUGUGGAAAGAAAUUUGGUCAGAGUACCACACUUCAGCGGCAUCAAAGAAGCCACACGGGUGAGAAACCUUUUGAAUGUUCUGAGUGUGGAAAGAAAUUCAGUCGGAGUGGCUAUCUUCAAGAGCAUCAAAGAACCCACACGGGUGAGAAACCUUUUGAAUGUUCCGAGUGUGGAAAGAAAUUCAGUCGGAGUGGCGAUCUUCAGCGGCAUCAAAGAAUCCACAGAGGUGAAAAACCUUUUGAAUGCUCAGUGUGUGGAAAGAAAUUCAUUAGGAGUUUCUAUCUUCAACAACAUCAAAGAACCCACACAGAGGAGAAACCUUGUGAAUGUUCAGAGUGUGGAAAGGGAUUCAGCUGCAGUAGGAAUCUUCAGCGGCAUCAAAGAACUCACAUGAGGGGUAACUGCAUAGCUGCUAAGCCUGUGACAAGAGCUCGUCUCAUGCUUCAUACGUUAACGUCAACCAUAGAGUCCACACAGAGGUGA
Molecule: messenger RNA, 858 nt
Organism: Euleptes europaea (tarantolino)
Lineage: Eukaryota; Metazoa; Chordata; Lepidosauria; Squamata; Sphaerodactylidae
Product: zinc finger protein 239-like
Exons: 2
Biological process (GO): regulation of transcription by RNA polymerase II
Cellular component (GO): transcription regulator complex; PcG protein complex
Molecular function (GO): DNA-binding transcription factor activity, RNA polymerase II-specific; RNA polymerase II cis-regulatory region sequence-specific DNA binding
Source: RefSeq, a predicted model, not a curated record